AUGCCCACUUUUCGGCCUGAUCUCCCACUGGACUUUCAGCAACACAGGGAGCGGCAAAAGCAAUUCUGGAAGCCUCGGAAGCGAGGUGCGAGAGGUGGCACACUUGUCCGGCUACGGCGCCGCAUCCACCGCCCGGCUCUUCCAAGCUUGGUUCUCUCCAACGUCCGCUCCCUGAUCACACCACAAAAUUCACUGAAACAACGCGGGGGUGGUGUUGGCUGCUACAUCAACAGCAACUGGUGUACUGACUACAAGAUCUUGUCACAAACCUGCACCCCAGAGUUGGAGUCUCUCACGGUGAUAUGCAAGCCCUUCUACUCUCCAAGAGAAUGCUCUGCCAUUGUCCUGAUCAUUGUUUACAUCCCUCCCGACGCCUCUGCACCCUCUGCCUUGCAACAACUGGCGGAUCAUAUAAUGGAGGUGGAAAACAGCAACCCAGAUGCGGCUAUGAUCGCGCUGGGUGAUUUUAACCACGUCACCCUGAAAAAAGUCUUACCCAGAUACAAACCCCACAUCCACAUCGCCACCAGGUUGGAUAAAACACUGGAUCAGUGUUAUUCUCCAAUCCCCAAGGCUUUUCAUGCUGUGGCCAGGGCCCCCCUGGGUAAGUCCGACCACAACUCUAUUCUCUUGAUUCCCAAAUACCGUCAAAAACUGAAGGUAUCAAAACCAACUGUCAAACACUUUAAGUGCUGGUCCCCACAGGCCAUAGAAACAUUACAAGACUGCUUGGACUCCACUGUUUGGAGCAACUUCUGGUCUGACGGCCAGGAUGAUAUUGACUCCUUCACUGAUACUGUCACAGCCUACAUCCAAUUCUGUGAGAGUGUCUGCAUUCCUGUGAGAACUGUGACUGUCUUUAAUAACAGUAAGCCCUGGUUUAAUAAUGAACUAAGACUGCUCUGUAGGAAGAAACACUCUGCCUUCAAAUGUGGUGACAUGACUAAUUACAAAAAAUUGAAAUAUGAUUUUCAGCGAGCUGUGGUGAAUGCCAAAGCUUCCUAUAAAGCUAAACUUGAAAAAAAAUUACAGGCAAAUGAUAUUAAAGGUGUCUGGCAAGGGCUGCAGGACAUCACUGACUUUAAAACAAAACAUCAUGCUCCAGUCAGCGACCCAGCCCUCCCUGAUAAGCUUAAUAAUUUUUACUGCCGCUUUGACGACGGUGUUCAGCUGCCUGCCCCCUGUUACAAAGAACAAGGUGGCCCUCCACCCACUGUUUUUGAACAUGACAUCAGAAUUUUGUUGCGCCAGCAAAACACCAGGAAGGCAUCUGGGCCUGAUGGUGUGGCAUCUGCUACACUUAGACACUGUGCUGACCAACUUACCCCUGUCCUCACUUGUAUUUUCAACUGGUCUCUCCAACUUGCUAUUGUGCCUGCCUGUUUCAAAUCUGCUGUGAUUAUCCCAGUCCCAAAGAAACAUAAAAUCACUUGUCUUAAUGACUAUAGGCCUGUUGCCCUAACAUCUGUCAUUAUGAAAAUCUUUGAGCACCUGUCCCGCAUUACCUUAGACCCCCAGCAAUUUGCCUACAGAACAAAUAGAAGCGUGGAUGAUGCAUCCCUAUACACACAUUUCUGUCAGUCUCACUCCAAUUCAGUUUUGUUGUACAAGUUUGCAGAUGAUACAUCAGUUGUUGGCCUCAUCACAAACAAGGAUGAAUCUGACUACCGCAGGGAAGUGGACGAGCUGGUGGGUUGGUGUGAUAGGAACAACCUGAUUCUUAACAUCUCUAAGACCAAGGAACUGGUCGUUGACUUUAGGAAAACCUCUGGCCCCCUCUCCACUCUCUCUAUCAAGGGGGUGGAGGUGGAGAGGGUCACUCACUUCCAGUUCCUUGGGACUACUAUUCAUGAAUCCUUAUCAUGGGACCUUAACACCAACAUCAAGAUCAGCAAAGCCCAUCAGCGACUUCACUUCCUGUGGCAGCUCAGGAAGUUUAAAGUCAGUCAGACAGCCAUGAUUCAUUUUUACAGAGCUACAAUUGAAAGUGUUCUCACAUUCUCCAUCCUUGUCUGGUUCAGUAACACCACCUCAUGGAACAAGACAAGGCUGGAAAGGGUUGUACGCAGAGCAUCCAAAAUCAUAGGCGCCAACCUCCCCUCACUUUCCUCCCUCUUUUCAUCGCGCUUGGGACCCGUCAACAGUGAACAGGCCAUGAGCCCAGAAGAUAUUAUUGAAGAAAGUAUUUACCUGCUGACUGUGACCUCCCAGAUUGUAGGGGGCACCACUGAGACGUUGUGUGUCCUGGUCAGACCCUUUGCAAAUGUUUCUGUGGAAGUAAACUUGAACUAUAACAAAAAAAGUCUCAGUGUUCUGAAGAAAGCGAAUAUACAGGAAGAAUACUACAGCUGCGUCCAGUUCAAGGUUCCUGUCGUAACCAUGAAGGUGGUUGCAUCCUUUGAUAUUCAGAUAAAACAGUUAACAAAAACCCAGAGCAACUCAACCCAGAUCCUCAUCGUACCUCCAGCAUCCCUGAUCAUCAUUCACACAGACAAACCCAUCUACAAACCAGGAGAAAAUGUGAAGUUCCGCAUCGUCUCUCUGGAUAUCGAUUUCUUCACCUACAAUCAGACGUUUCCAACAAUAGUAGUGAAGGACCCAAGCUCGAACCGCAUCGGUCAGUGGCUGAACAUCUCCACAAACAGCGGUUUUGUGGAUCUGUCAUAUCCCCUAAACUCUGGGGCCACAAAAGGAGUUUAUGACAUCAUCGUUACGGACAAGAACAACAACGAGGUCACACAAUCCUUUGAAGUCAAGCACUACGUUCAACCUAAAUUUGAAGUUACAGUCCAUCUUCCUCCAAUCAUAACCAUCCUGGACACAGAAUUCACAAUUAAAGUGUGUGCACAUUAUAUAUACGGGAGGCCAGUGAAUGCAUUAGUGAGGGCCACCGCAUGCCAGAAAUCUUCUGGAAAGGAACAAGAUAUCUGCAAGAAAGUUUCCAUGGCGACUGACAAGACAGGCUGUGGAGAAAAGGUCUUAACAUUGAGUGACUAUGUAUUUGGCAAUUCACGCUAUGAACCGUCGAUUAAAGCUGAGGCUGAAGUGGAAGAAGACGGCAGUGGCGUGAUCGUGACCGGUUCAAUCAGCUCUGUAAUAACAUCUGAUGUCCUCAUACUUUCAUUUGAGGAUUCACCAAGAAUAUUUAAGCCUGGAAUGACAUAUGAAGGAAGGGUACAGUAUGAAAUGGAUAAAUCAAGUUCUGUAUACCAGAAGAAGUACUACCCCACAGCUGACCUCGUCCUUCAGCCGUUCUCCUCCAAGACCAAGAGUUUUAUUGAACUGAAGAGCUGCAGUAAGGUUUGGAGCUGUGGGAAAAACUCCAUCGUCCAGGUUCAGUACAUGAUAGAGAAGAGUGAGCUCCCGUCAGAGCAGAAGCCCUUGGCCUUCUACUACAUGGUCAUGAGUAAAGGACAUUUGGUUCACGAAGGAAGUAUCCUAGAAACCAUAAACCCUGAAAGAGAAUGCCAGGGCACCCUGGUGAUUACUCUGCAGAAGACGCUAAAGUUGUCCCCAGUUGCUCAGGUGGUCGUGUACACAGUCCUUCCCAGUGGUGAGGUCGUGGCAGGCAGCAGGAACUUUGCAAGUCAGCUGUGUUUGGAUAACAAGGUGUUUGUAGAACUUCAACCUUCUACGCAGAUUCCUGGUGGUAACGCAACACUGACGCUGACAGCUGUUCCAUAUUCGCUGUGUUCAGUGAAGGCGAUCGAUCAGAGUUUGCUGCUGCUGCACCCAGAGAAAGACGUCAGCCUCGAGUCUUAUAUUGGAGUUAAAACCCUCACCAAUCUAGACAUAAGGAACUCUUCACAAUGUACAGACAUGGUGAAUGCCAAGAAGGAGAGCUUCACUGAACAACCCACUUCAGUUGGCCAAUCAGCCAAUAUGAUCCACAGACACUUCCUUGAUACAUGGAUUUGGGAUCUUGUGACAGUUAGCUUCUCUGGAAAGAUGACCAUUAAUAAAACAGUCCUGGACCCCCUCACUACAUGGCAAGCUGGCGCAUUUUGUACAUCGCCUGCUGGAUUCGGAGUCGCCCCGAAAGCUGAGCUCACUGCCUUCCGACCUUUUAUUGUGAGCAUCACCAUGCCAAGCUCCGUCAUUUACGGAGAAGUGUUCACACUCAAAGCCACUGUCUUCAACUACCUCCAAAAGUGUAUCAUGGUAAACGUGACUUUGGACAAGCCAGAAAAUUUCACAGCACAAGGCUGUAAUGGUUGCUCUUACACACAAUGUCUGUGCUCUGAAGAAACCUGGACCUUCUCUUGGAUCAUCACACCACUGACUCUGGGGGAUGUGAGCAUCAGGGUGAAAGCAGAGGCCAUCAAGUCAUCGAGUCUGUGUAGGAAGAAUAAAGUUGUUGUACCAGAGAAAGGACACAUCCAUUCAGUUGUUAACACACUGCUAGUGAAGGCUGAUGGAACCAAACAGUAUAAAAGUUACAAUGAGCAUCUCUGCACAUCAGCUGCGCUUAAGAAGACGGUCUCCUUAACCCUGCCUGAUCUAGUCGUGGGUGGUUCAGCUAUGGGCUCAGUCUCUGUGCUGGGAGAUCUGAUGGGCCGAGCUGUAAAGAACCUGGCGAGUCUCCUGGCGAUGCCGUACGGCUGUGGAGAGCAGAACAUGCUGCGCUUCGCCCCCAAUAUCUUCAUCCUGGACUACCUGGAGAGCACCAAACAGCUCACACCUGAGAUCAGGAGCAAAGCUGAGAACUUCCUCUUGAACGGAUAUCAGAGCCAACUGGGCUACAAACACACUGAUGGCUCUUACAGUGCUUUUGGGAUGGAGGAUGAAUCAGGCAACACAUGGCUGACCGCAUUCGUGAUGAAGUCUUUUGGACGUGCGAAGCGAUAUAUCUAUAUAGAUCAGGUGCAUGUGGAUCAGGCAAAGACCUGGCUCGGUCGACAGCAGCAGGAUAACGGAUGUUUUGCCUCAGUGGGACAACUCCUCCACACCGACAUGAAGGGAGGAGUGAAUAAUGAGGUGACCCUCACAGCAUAUGUCACGUCUGCAAUGCUAGAACUCAAUUAUACAGUGAAAGAUCCUAUAGUGAAAAACGGUGUUACAUGCCUGAAGAAUGUGUAUAAUCAGGUGAAGUCCAUCUAUGCCAAAGCUCUCCUCUUCUACACCUUCAGCCUUGCUAAAGAUCAGGGGAUGACUGACACAUUCAUCGAAGACUUGGAUGUAGAGGCCAUGAUAUCAGGUCGUAUGAGAUACUGGAGCAGAGCCAAAAAUGGGUCAGUGACAGACUCUUUGGAUGUGGAGAUGACAGCAUAUGUGCUUCUGGGUCUGGUGUGCACAUCCCGUCUGUCUAAAUUUGAUCUGAAUUAUGCUUCCGCCAUCGUCGAAUGGCUUACUCAGCAGCAGAACGCCUUUGGGGGCUUUGCGUCUACACAGGACACUGUUGUGGCUCUUAACGCUCUGGCGAAAUACAGUAAAGUGCACUACAAACCAGCAGGAAAUAUUAGUGUUGCUAUAGCAUCAUCAUCAGGGCUGAUUACCUCAUUUACAGUCACUCAGAGUAACAGGUUGCUGUAUCAGGAGAGUCAGCUGAAGGAGGUUCCUGGAGAUUACAGAAUCAAAGUAAAAGGGAAAGGCUGUGUGUACGUGCAGUUCACUUUGCAAUAUUACAUCCCUCCUCCUCCUGAUCGCUCUUCAUUCAGCAUCUCGGCCUCAGCGUCUGGAAACUGCAAGGUCCCAAAUCCAUCUCUGAAUGUGACCAUUACUGUCAUGUAUACCGGUCAGCGUGAGGAUACCAACAUGGUGGUCAUUGAGGUCAAGCCUCUUUCUGGAUUCAGGGUGGACUUGAACUCUGUGCAGCUCAUGAACAGCAAAUCAAAGUCCACUGACGGAGUUGUGAAACGUGUGGAUGAAAUUGAGGGGACUGUAAACAUCUACCUGAAUAAACUGUCAAAAAAAGUGAAGAGGAUGUACACCUUGACAAUCAUACAGGAACUUUCAGUGGCGUACCUGAAACCUGCUUUUGCAAGGGUUUACGACUACUAUGAGAUCAGUGAGAAAGCUGCAACUGAGUACACCUACCCAUGUGGAUAUAGCUGA
Neoarius graeffei (lesser salmon catfish) is the source of this 6054-nucleotide messenger RNA. Its product is annotated as alpha-2-macroglobulin-P-like. Gene Ontology annotation, molecular function: methyltransferase activity; endopeptidase inhibitor activity; 2-oxoglutarate-dependent dioxygenase activity. The record is from RefSeq and is a predicted model, not a curated record. Bases 1 to 6054 code for a protein of 2017 amino acids. Lineage: Eukaryota; Metazoa; Chordata; Actinopteri; Siluriformes; Ariidae. The transcript has 36 exons. Gene Ontology annotation, cellular component: extracellular region.